Messenger RNA from Dromiciops gliroides (monito del monte), 2377 nucleotides. It is a transcript of the gene TMEM102, whose product is annotated as transmembrane protein 102. The record is from RefSeq and is a predicted model, not a curated record. The coding region runs from base 504 to 2027 and encodes 507 amino acids. NCBI's taxonomy places the organism in Eukaryota, Metazoa, Chordata, Mammalia, Microbiotheria, Microbiotheriidae. The transcript is spliced from 2 exons.
UGGAGAGAAGGAAGUUACCCGUAGGAUUUUUUCCGAAGCUUCCUCCCGCUUUCUUUUCCCUCCCCGAGGUCGGCUGAGCUCCUUCGCCAUCAUCCUCCACCCCUACCCCCAAAUAGCAGGUAAGGGAAGGGACCACUAGGGGCUGAUAAAGAAUUGUUUCUGGCACCCAGAACUAGACCGUAAGGAUAGAACUUUGAGUCCGGAGCUGAACUUGGGGUGGGAAAAAAGACAGCUUUUCUUUUUUUAUUUAACCACCUAUCAGGUCUAACUGGUACUACUUAGAGGACUAAGGGAGCUCGCAUGUUGAAGGGGGAGGGGAGAAUCUGGGGAAAGGGUGGAAACUGGAGAAAGUUUGCGCAUUUUCCAUUUAAAUAAACAAGAAAGACCUCCUUAGCCGCCCCAGGCGUAGGCCCCUCUAAAACACAGGGUAGGCUGGGGUGCAGAGGAAGGAAGGAGUCCCACUUUCUCUUUCUCCCCACCGUGUCUCCUGCCUCGGCCACCAUAUGGCUUCCGCGGUCUGGGGGGGUGCUCCCUGGUGGGGUCCGCCACCUCCAGCCCCUGCCCGUCCCCUCACGGACCUCGACUUCUGCUCUGGAGCGCAGCUGCAGGAAUUGACUCAACUGAUCCAAGAGCUCGGGGUUCAAGAUAGCUGGCACGGUGGGCCAAAGCCCGGGGCUGACCUCCUCCGAGCUAAGGAUUUUGUCUUCUCUCUGCUCAGUCUCAUCCACCGACGGGACCCCCGGGUUCCUGAGCGGACCGAGCUUCUGCUCCUCCGCGGUGGAGUCCGUGAGGGCUCUCUCGAUCUGGGGCCCGGACCCCUGGGUCCCUACGUCCGGGGGCCCCACUACGACGCCGGCUUCACGCUCCUGGUCCCCUUGCUCUGGUUGGACUGCGAAGGGGUGAGGCCGGAUCUCGAGCUGGAGUCCGGCAGCGCGUGGCUCCGCCUCCCAGCGCGAGUGGGCGGAGCAUCGGCCCUGGAAGCGUGGCACGAUUGCCUCGGGCCCUCCUCCCCAGCGGGGCUGGGCGGGAAAGGGGUGGUAAAAGAGGCGUGCCUAUUGGAGAAGCCUCCGCGUGACGUCACAGAGCCCGAGACUGCGGCGGCGUCCCCGACUAAGCUCGAAGACUCCGACCCUAAGUCGCCAGCACCGGCGGAGCAGCGGCGCGGUGACUUCAGGGAUUCGGAAGAGAGCGGCUUAUUGGAGGAACCUCCAGGUGACGUCACAGAGCAACUCCCUGGACAGCCAGUGACAGAGCCUGAGGGGCAGGGCCCUCAGGAAAACUGGCCCACUUUGUGCCCCACCCAAGUGGCUGCCUGGUUUUUUUCCUCACUAUCUGCUGUAGCUGUCUCCUUGACCCCGGACCCCGGCGCCCUGCGUCUGGUACAUGCCGCCCGCCAUGCCGGAGUCACUACUAUCCUUCUUUCCACCCCAGGCCCUCCCCCCCGGCUUCUGCUCUUUGACUUGGUGCCAGCGGUCUCCGUGGCCGGCUGGCCCGAGAGAACCCGGACCCAUGCCUGGAUGGGUCCCGCGGCCGCUGGGCCUACUGCCUGCUAUCUCGUGCCGGGCUACAGAGCCAUAAAGGAGGAUGGGCUCUGCUGGCGGAUUUGCCUCGCCCGCCAGGAGCUGGCUCUCAAGGCCCGCAUCCCCCCGCCUCUGCUCCAGGCACACGCCGCCGCCCAGGCCUUGCUGCGCCCCCUGGUGGCCGGGGCUGGUUGCGCGGCUCCCUACCUCCUGCGAACCCUGCUCUACUGGGCCUGCGAGCGACUCCCGGCCCUCUAUUUGGGGCGGCCGGAAAACGCCGGGGCCUGUUGCCUCGGGCUGCUGGACGAGUUAAGCCGCGGGCUCGAGGCUGGGUCGCUGCCCGACUACUUCCUGGAAGGGCGGGAGCUGGCGGCCGGGGAGGGGGCCAUGGAGCUGGCGGGGGCUCUCGCCCGACUCCGGGGGGACCCUGUAGGGGCUCUCAGAACUGCGGUGGAGGAAGCCAAGACUUCGCGGAAGGGGGGCGGGGUGGUGGGCGGGGGUCAUUAAAAUAGAUGCGGCUGGAUGGAGACGAGAAUUUUGGUUCUUCCCCUCCCCCCCCUUCAUUCCUUCAUUCCCAUCUCUGUGAGUGACAUAACUCAUUCUGGGAGACCUAGCCCUCGAACUUUCUGAGGCUGCUGUGGCUGUCUUGGUCCUGACCCUGAAAAAAAAAAUGUUUAGUCCCGUCUCACCACCACUCCAAAAUGCACACAUCAAGACCCUGACCCUGGGACUUCUCAUCCCUUCUUUGUCUAUUCUUGCCCUGUCACAACCCCUCUUCGAGUUUCUUCUAUGUAUGACCCUAGGUGGGAACCAAAUAAAGGGGUGGAGAGGAGAUGCUGACACAGCAUGAGAGCGGA